Molecule: messenger RNA, 1925 nt
Organism: Ananas comosus (pineapple)
Lineage: Eukaryota; Viridiplantae; Streptophyta; Magnoliopsida; Poales; Bromeliaceae
Exons: 7
Coding region: 1-840 (279 amino acids)
Source: RefSeq, a predicted model, not a curated record
AUGGAACUCCAAAUAAAAACCUCAAUUACAAAAAAAAAAAAAAGAAAAAAAAAGAAAAGAGAAAACAAAAGGGGGUCGUAUCCCUCUUCUCCCCUCACCCGACCUCCCGAAACCCUAGAGUGGCCCUCGCUCUCCUCCUCCUCCUCCGACGUAGCCUCUUCCCUGCAUCGACCUCACAGGAACGCCUCAGCGUCGACUUCUUCUCUCCCUCCCCUCUCCUCCCCCUCUCCGAGCUCGAGCUCCGCCUGGUGCGGUGGAUAUCUCUUUGUUGAAAUUUAUGCCGUGGGGGCUUCCACGAUCCCUUACUUCUUAAGGUUUUCUACGGCGUCGCCAUGGAGGCGGCGGCGGCCGCCGAGCCCGUGCGCUCCUCCCCCUCCACCGCCGCAGCGGCCCCACGGCCGCCGCAGCAGAGGCGGCGGCGGCGGCGGCGGCGCGGCGGAGGAGCAAGUCCGCGUGCGGCGGCGCACCCUAGAGGCGGUGCUCGAGCAGUGCCAGAGAACGCUCGAGAUGCUUAAGAAUGCCGAUCUCGAACCCGAUCCUGACGCGGGAGACGAGAUUGGGAGCAAGGGUUCAGCGGGGGAAGAGGAGGAGGAGGAGGAAAAGGAAGAGGAGGUGCGAUUGCGUACCCCAAGCUCCGUCGAUUACGAAACCGACGAGUUUGUUCGAGAUCGCGAAAUUUUUCUUGGUAAAAAAGCAAUAACCCUGCUUAUGCAGAGAACAUUGCUGGUAUCUGGCAGACGGUUCCGUCGCCGUCGACGGCACGGCGCUCUUCGCCACGAGAGACUGGAUUUUGGUCAAUACAUAAUUAGCCGCAUGAUCAAAGGAGAGGAAAUUGCAUAAUGCCCCUGAACUCGAACAAAAAUGUACAAGAUCUGCAAACAGAAGCCACUAAGUUUUCAGCUUAGUGGAUAUUUUUACAGGGAACUUUCUCGCUUCAUAGCAGCUGGAAAACUUCCUUGCAAGAUCAACAAAGUCGCCGACAUUCUAGAAACUAACCGACCUGACGCCAGAAAUGCUUUCUACUGGGCAACUAUCAAGCAAGGCGAUUUCUUUUGUCCCUUAAACUUAAUAUGGUGCUGAAAUUUCCUUUCACUUAAUAUGGUGCUGAAAUUUUCUUUCACUUAAUAUGGUGCUGAAAUUUUCUUUCAUCUUUUCAUACAUCUCUCUAUGAAGCUCCUUAUCUGCAAAUUCAGUUGACAUUUGUUUGGACAGAAAUUUCUGGGUCGAUGGGUAUCGAUUUGAAUUAUUAUAUUCCUAUUUAUUUGGACUUGAUAUGGUUAAACUAUACGGGUCAGUAUCUGCAUCUAAACUUUUAUUUUCUUUCUCUAUGAAGCUUCUUAUCUGCAAAUUCAGUCUUAAACUUAAUAUGGUUGUUGUUUCUGAUAAAGUGAUACAAUAUUAAAUGAUACAAUGUGUCCUAGUUUUUUGGUUCUUUUGUUGUUCUCUUUUUAUUGGUGCCAUAUGCUUCAUGAGUUGUGGUAAAUUAUUUAGUGCAAUAGAUUGGGGAGCCACCAUCUUAAUUACUACUUGUAUACGAAAUGAAGAUGCAUGCAUUAAAUUGCAUUUUGAGUCUGAUAAUCUGCCACUUUUAAAAUAUCUUGCUCAUUGUUGGAUAAUGCCUUUUUUUAAGAUUAAAUGAUUAUCUAAUACUAGAAAAUUUAUUCGUUUAGGUUUCAGACGCAUCUAGCGCUCGUAAUAUGCAUCAAUAAUCUCGUUGCCCUUCAGGUUCAACAUCUUAAUUGCCGAGCACUAAGACUGGAUUUGAUAUGAUAUUAUUAGUUUUUGUUUUUAUUUCUCUUUUUCUUGGGUUAAAAAGCUAGAAAUUGUUGUUACUGUGAUUUAUGACUAAAUACUCAUUUAAAGAUAUAUGGAUAGUACUUUGAGAUAUUUUAGUAUUAAUUAGUAUGACUACAAAACUUCUUUUA